AUCAAAGAUGAAGCUCCAGAGCAUCGUUCUUGUGACUCUAGCAUCAGUCCUAGCAGUACAGGCUGUACCGCACUUUAGACCUGAACAUUACCAAAGGAUUGAUCACAGACGUGAACAUCACAACCACCAUGAACAGUGGAGGCACGCUCCAGAAGAUCACCAUGCAAAGAUAGUCCCAUAUGUAGAAGAAGACCCGUCGUCUCCCCCACCACCACCAAGCGAUGGACCAUCCCCACCUAGUGACGGACCAUCGCCACCAUCCCCACCACCACCACCACCAAGUGACGAGCCUAUCGUUAAAGACGAUCCAUCUUCACCACCACCACCACCAAGCGAUGGACCAUCCCCACCAAGUGACGGACCAUCGCCACCAUCCCCACCACCACCACCACCAAGUGACGAGCCUAUCGUUAAAGAUGAUCCAUCUUCACCACCACCACCACCAAGCGAUGGACCAUCCCCACCACCACCACCAAGCGACGGACCAUCCCCACCAAGUGACGGACCAUCCCCACCACCACCACCAAGUGACGAGCCUAUCGUCAAAGACGAUCCAUCUUCACCCCCACCACCACCAAGUGACGGACCAUCCCCACCACCACCACCAAGUGACGGACCAUCCCCACCACCACCACCAAGUGACGAGCCUCUCGUCAAAGACGAUCCAUCUUCACCCCCACCACCACCAAGCGAUGGACCAUCCCCACCACCACCACCAAGCGACGGACCAUCUCCACCACCACCACCAACUGAUGAGCCUUCUUUGGCUCCAGAAAGUCAUUCCUGGUUUAAAUCUGUAAAAGGUUUCUUCCAUCUGUAAUGAAGGAACAUGUUUUUAAUGUAUAAUGUAUAUUAUAACAUUUUUCGUCUACAUUAAAUUUGCUGCGUAUUGAAAAA
Anoplophora glabripennis (Asian longhorned beetle) is the source of this 897-nucleotide messenger RNA. Its product is annotated as basic proline-rich protein-like. Lineage: Eukaryota; Metazoa; Arthropoda; Insecta; Coleoptera; Cerambycidae. The transcript has 2 exons. The record is from RefSeq and is a predicted model, not a curated record. Bases 8 to 820 code for a protein of 270 amino acids.